This is a messenger RNA of Xenopus laevis (African clawed frog), 8612 nucleotides long. RefSeq names its product vav guanine nucleotide exchange factor 3 S homeolog (gene vav3.S). The transcript has 28 exons. Gene Ontology annotation, cellular component: plasma membrane; cytoplasm. The record is from RefSeq and is a predicted model, not a curated record. The coding region runs from base 842 to 3457 and encodes 871 amino acids. Gene Ontology annotation, molecular function: diacylglycerol binding; guanyl-nucleotide exchange factor activity. Gene Ontology annotation, biological process: cell migration; intracellular signal transduction; signal transduction. Lineage: Eukaryota; Metazoa; Chordata; Amphibia; Anura; Pipidae.
CUGUAGCCCAAGCGAAGCGGAGGAGUGGGAGAGGCAGAAUGACAGAAGCAGCGGCGGCGGCACUGUCCCAGGCAAUGGUAAUGUUACCGGGGAGGACCAGGCAGGACGAAUAGAGCGAGGAGGAGGAGGAGGAAGAAGUGACAGGCUGAGUGAUAAUAGCGGCAGCACACAGGACAGACUGGAAGAGACGGUGAGAAUAUCUGAUAGGGGCGCAGAAGAAAGCAGCGCCCGCCGCCUACACAAUCCCCGUUGUCAAGUGAUGAGGGAGUGACAGCGGCAUAUAAUGAGGGAGAGACAGUGGGCGGAGGGCAGGAACCUCACCCCGAGUGGAUGAGCCUGGGCUGUUGAGUCCAUAGAUAGAGCUGCGGGACUCCAGCGCAGAACAGCGCUUUCCAGCCACAGUGAGUGCGCCGCGGCACAAACAUACCGGGGAAGGCGAGAAGCCCCGCUAGUUUCAUGUGAAUAUGAGGGCUCUUGUACCAUUGCAGCAGGUCAUUCUGCGCUGCCAGUGACAAUGCGCCUGGACAAACGGCAGCCGCUGCGGACUCGGUGCGACCUGUAUACAGACAGGGCUUGGCCUGGGACUCAGGGAGGGGAACCUGUACCAACAAGAACACAGAGUCUUCCUGGGGAUGUGGGAUUGGAACUCCAGCAUUUGUCUGCUGCUUGCGCUGCUGCUUCUACCCUAUAGAGCUAACACUCCUCCACUACAGGAUUGUGUCACUGCCCAGUUGGGUGCUGAGAUCUACUGGCUAAUGGGCACUCACCAAUGAACUAGCCAUCACACGUGCCCUAUCGCUGCCAUUCUCAUACUCCAGUAAGUCAUCUGUGUGGCAGCAUCAUGGAACCCUGGCGGCAAUGUGCCCAGUGGCUGAUCAGAUGCAGAGUGCUGCCCCCCAAUCACAGGGUGACCCUGGACACAGCCCAGGUCUUUGACUUGGCCCAGACUCUCCGGGAUGGAGUGCUCCUUUGUCAGCUGCUUAAGAACUUGCAGGGCAGCUCCAUCAACUUGAAAGAAAUCAACUUGCGACCACAGAUGUCCCAGUUUUUGUGUUUGAAGAAUAUCCGAACCUUUCUGUCUGUGUGCUGCGGUGCAUUCAGUAUGAAGAAAAGUGACCUGUUUGAAUCUUUUGACUUAUUUGAUGUGCGGGAUUUUGCAAAGGUGAUUGAGACUUUAUCGAAACUAUCCCAUACAACCAUUUCUUUGUCAGCUGGAAUAAGGCCAUUCCCUACAGAGGAAAGUGUUCAGGAUGAAGAUAUUUACAAAGCUCUGCCAGAUUUAAUUGAUGAAUCCGGAGCUGAUGAAGAUGAAGAGUUGUACUAUGACUCCGUUUAUCAGGAAGAUGAUGGAGGGGAAGUUUAUGAAGAUCUUAUGAAGGCUGAAGCUGCUUUGCCCAAUAGGUCUGCCGAGAGUGAUGUUCGGAGCUGCUGUUUGCUAGAAAUUAAACAGACUGAGGAAAAAUAUUCAGAAACAUUAGACUCAAUUGAAAAGUUCUUCAUGGAACCUUUGAAAAAUUUUCUGACACCAACAGACAUACAGAAUGUUUUCAUUAAUAUUUCUGAAAUGGUAGAGGUACACAAGAACUUGAUGAAGGAAAUUAAGGACUCUGCCAACCACCGGAAUAGCCAGAACCUUUACGUGAUCUUCCUAACAUACAAAGAAAGGCUUCUUAUCUAUGGGGAAUAUUGCAGCCAAGUAGAAUUAGCCAUAUCUCUUUUGGAUAACAUCUCCAAGACCAGAGAGGAUGUCCGAUUGAAACUGGAGGAAUGUUCUAAACGAGCAAAUAAUGGAAAAUUCACCCUGAGAGAUCUCUUGGUAGUCCCUAUGCAGAGAGUUCUGAAAUACCAUCUACUGCUCCAAGAGCUGGUAAAGCAUACCACGGAACCUACAGAAAAAAAUAACCUGCGUGUUGCUCUGGAUGCAAUGAAGGACUUGGCUCAGUAUGUAAAUGAAGUGAAAAGAGACACAGAGACACUGCGGGAAAUUGAACAGUAUCAACAUUCCAUCGAGAAUUUGAAUCAGCCUAUGUCACAAUACGGAAGACCAAAAGUCGACGGAGAGAUAAAGAUCUGUACGCUUGACAAAAGAACACGACAGGACCGGUAUAUAUUCCUUUUUGACCAAGCUGUCAUUGUAUGUAAGAGGAGAGGUGAUAAUUAUGACAUGAAAGAGAUAAUAGAUCUACAAAAAUACAAGAUAACUAACAAUCCUAGUACAGACAAGGAAAACAAGAAGUGGUCAUAUGGAUUCUAUCUCACCCACAUCCAGGGCCAAAAUGGCUUUGAAUUCUUUUGCAAAACUAAAGAUUUAAAAAAGAAAUUACUGGAACAGUUUGAAAUGGCAUUGUCUAACAUUCGUCCAGACAACGCAACAGCAAAUUAUCAUGAGUUUCAGAUGCACUCAUUUAAAAAUGUUACAUCUUGUAGAGUCUGUCAGAUGCUGCUCAGAGGAACAUUCUUUCAAGGGUACCUCUGCCAGAAAUGUGGGACUGGUGCCCAUAAGGAGUGCCUGGGAAGAGUGGACACCUGUGGACGUGCAGAUUCUGGGAGUUUGAAGCCUGAGAAACAGAAUGGACCCCGAAGGCCCGUUAAACACCCUGACCCAGGUUUGCCAAAGAUGAAAGUAAUAAGAAACUACAGUGGAUUUCCCUCACCACCAGCACACAGUGGGCCCUCUCUCAGUAUGCAGAUAGGAGAUACCAUUGAAGUCCUGAGAGCUGAUCCACACAUCCUAUUCUGGCAGGGUAGGAAUAUAGCCACAGGGGAGCUUGGCUUUUUCCCAAGUGAUGCUGUUAAACCUUGUCCAUGUGUUCCAAAACCUUUGGAUUAUUCUGGGCAGCCUUGGUUUGCAGGAGCUAUGGAAAGGGUACAGGCAGAGAGUGAAUUAAUCAGCAGAGAGAACAGUACCUACCUCAUUCGCCACAGGACAAAGGAGAGUGGGGAGUAUGCAAUCAGUAUCAAGUACAACAACGAAGUCAAGCACAUCAAGAUAUUAACGAGAGAUGGCUUUUUCCACAUUGCAGAAAAUAGGAGAUUUAAAAGUUUAAUGGAGCUGGUAGAGUAUUACAAACAUCAGUCACUCCGGGAAGGGUUUAGAAGUUUAGAUACGAAACUUCUUCUGCCCUAUAAGUUUCCUGAAAACAAUACUGGACACGUUUGCAACCAGACCUCAGGAAUGUCCACAUCUGUGCUGUGUGGGUUUGCUUUUGUUACUGCUCCUGAAUACAGCUUUGUGCCCCCCUCUACCACUCCCUUCUGGUCAGUUUUCAGCCCAAAGGUCCUAGGUAUUGCCAUUGCUCGCUAUGAUUUCUGUGCACGUGAUAUGAGGGAGUUGUCUCUUUUCAAAGGAGACGUUGUGAAGAUAUACACAAAGUCGGGGACCAAUGGCUGGUGGAGAGGGGAAUCCAAUGGGAAGGUCGGCUGGUUUCCUUCCACAUAUGUAGAAGACGACGAAUGAAGGAUACACAUCAUUGUGUAACAUUCAUGUAUGGACAUUCUGUAAAGAUUUCUGUCUGCCAUUUUGCAGAAUCUGUUGCCAGGAGGACAGGGCACAGCAGUUUUAAAACUGUUAUUCCUGGGAAGCUGUGAUUGGAUCCGGAGAUGUUGAUGAAUGUGCAACCUGCAAAAGGAAGAGGGCAAAGGAAAACAAGAAGUGUCCAUCACAGCAUACAGCCAUAUGAAUACCAACCUUCUGGAACCGAAGGGGUUACUGAUCCAAAAGAUUCAUUAUAAAAUAUAUGUCUUGCUUAUUCUUAUGCAAAAGACAUUUUGGAGGAGUUUGUUGACGGAGCUUUAGACUAUGUGUGCUCGAGUGAAGGCUGUGAAAAUUAAAAGUGUGGCUAAGCAAAUAUGCUCAAAGGAACCUAUCAUUCAACAUGUAGUCACUGAGUAAAAGCAGAGCAGUGCAGCCCUUUCCACACCAUGAAUUGAAGGCUUCAACCAUAACUAUUAAUAUUUAUCUGUUCUUAUUUAAUAGGUAAGCUUGUCUAGGGUAACAGAGAUAUCAUAUGAGCCUAGCCUGGGUGCCUCACCGGAUUCACAUCAACACAGGCGUCCGUCCGGCCAGGAUCACACCCACGGUAGUUCCGCCACUGCCUCAAUGUUUUUGUUGUGAAUUGCUCACAACCAAUUAAUUCUAUGGCAGUCUUACUCUUUCUACCUAGCAAAGAAGACUGCAAGCUACACACCUUCCAACAGGCCAGUGUUGUUGGUAAAAUGCUGCAAUAAAAUAAGCCAGUUGUCCCUAACUUUAAACAUCUGAAACUGACAUAUUGCGGCAGCUAUAGUUUCACUUAAAUCAUGGACCCCAAACCACCAACUGCAUGUAUAUAAAUCUCUAUCAAAUACCAACCAGAUCUAGAGCAAAUUUGUCUCCCACAGUUUUCAAACAUAAUGCAAGUUGGUGGCCAAAGUGGAUCCAUGUAAGAAUAUUCUGUUUCUCAGUUACAUGAUUAUUAACAGUGACAUUUUUUCUAGCCACUAAUACAAGGCAUUAUGAUCAGCCUUAUGAUAUAUAAACCCCUGUGUUUUGUUACAUUCAUCUGUCUAGUUUUAAUUAUCCAAAUGUGACUCCAGACAAAGUCCAAUUUCUACAUACCCGUGAUUGUGCCCAUGUCCAUUAUUGCCAUCAAUACCUGUAUCACACAUGGGAAUGGGCAGAACAAGUAUUGUUUCUUGCCUCAAUUAUUUCUGACUUAUAACUAUAUAAAUGCAAAUAACAUCCCACAUAGCGACUUUAUCUGCAUCUAGUUCGGCUUUUCCAAAUGUAACAGUUCAGCCCCUUUGGAAGAGAUUGUGCUGCAAAUGAAUACACACAGACCUUGCAAAUGAAACAGUGACUUUAGAAGAACAGACUGGAUGGAGUUUUAAUAUAAGUUAUAAUAUACAUAAACAAUAUUUGAAAUGUGAACAUUUUUCCCUUUUUCGCAUGAGUGCUCAUGAGCCAGUGGAAAAGGAUUGCACUGCUAUGUACAUUCUAAUUUUUUUUGAACAAGGGAACAGGUUCCCUUUUAAUGACAGCUGUGUAAAUCUUUUUAACCAAUGGACUUGCUGUUUUUGUUUUGUUGAAUUAACUAGAAUAGAUUGUGAGCCUGUCGGGGCUCCAACUAAAAGCCAUGCUUAUAUUGUAUAUCUGGUGCACUUAUGUGCUCAAUUUCUUUUUGAUUCUGAUAAAUGGCACCAAAGAAGACUAAAGCACACUCCAGCUUCCAGCCCAAGCCUUCCAGUGUUUGUCCUCUGGGCAGACAAAGGUUUAAAUGUAAAACCACAUUUCUUCUACUUAUAAGCAGCCAUUUAAGUGUAUUUUAAUCUUGAAAUCGUUGAAAUGAUACGAAUACGGAGUGUGUACAUUUGUGGAUUAUACCUGCUUGUAUAAAAUUUCCUGUACAGUUGAAACAAUCACAUCAGUGUUAGAAUUAUACCAGAGUUCUAUAUUUAAAUAUAUAUAUUUUUAGUGUUAUAAAUCUUGAAAUCUUACCUCAGAGUAAUGCCUGUAGCCCCACUUUGCUAUAGGUGUGUGUGUACCAACUGCCUGUGCCCACCCUCUGAAUCAGGGAUAUUGUAGCCAGAUUGUGCCCUUCCAGGCCCAGUGCCACAGGUUUGUUGGUGCAGCUCUGCAUACUGUGAGAUUAAUGUCAGAAUGUUCUGAUAGAAUAAUGAAACUUUAAAAGAAAAAAAGUAUGUUUCUCUGCAUAAUCUCCUCAUUUAUUCACCUUAGUUCCUGCUAUUUCCCUUCCUCUUCAAAAACCUUUGCUGUGACUCUCUCCUUUUGCGUCAUUUCCCUUUGUAUAUUCCCUCCCUAUAACUCCUCUGUUGCUCAGUCUCUAUAAUCCCUACCUCCAUAUUUCUUGUCCUGUUAUCCCUAUAUUUCUGUAUAUUUCCCUAGUACCUCUGUCAGAAAUUAGCCUCUCCCUAUAAUUCCCCACCAAGCUUCCAUAUGCCAUGUCCCAUUUCCCAUGUUUCUCCCUCGACCAUCUCGAUUGCAGCUCCUUCAGAUAACAUUAGCCUCUGUUUUGUAGAAUCUCUCUUUAUUAACCAGGUUAAAUCUCCUUGUGGCAUUUCCCAGUUUUCCAGUGCCUCUAUAUAAUAUGCUUUCCCAAUGCCCCCAUAUAACAUUUCCCUCUUACUCCAUAUAAUCUCUCUCUAACUUUACUCCUGCUCUCUGCUUCUCUGGAAAAAAUACACACUAAUGGACAUGUCUUAGUUUCUCUCUUUAAUUUCUUAUGGUAUUUUCUCUGGCACUCCCCUGGAUUAAGUUAACUGGGCCUGUUUCACCAUGUUAUCUGCUCCUCCAUAUUGGUACCUGUUUCUAUUUCACAUAUGUAACCAAUAACUCCCCCUGAUGCUGCACCACAUAAUAUUUCCCUGCUUGCCAUGGAAAGUAUAUGCCCUGUUUCCCUUUAUAAUCUCUGUAUUCAACUUCCCUGAUGCAGAAACGUCUUUACCCUACAUAUUUUAUAGCACUUACUGAGUUUCCCUUCAGUUGCUCCUCCUAAAUUGUUAUACACAGACAGCAAAAUCAGUGUCAGACUGGGCCAAUAGGACAACAGGAAAAAAACAGUAGGUUCUGCCCUUUAUGGGCCUUCUGGCUGAGAAUUGGUCCCCCACCCAGGCCUCCCCCUCUCUUCUACCCUGGCCAAACCUGAUCAGGGGAGGAGAGAAGUACAGUGCAAUUUUGGGUGCCCGGAGGAGGCCCCUUCAUUUUACAUGAAGGACACUGACAGUUCCACUCCUGAUAGUCCCUGGACGCAGCAGUCUGACCCUGAGCACAAGUUUAAAACAGGGAGAUUAUAUUUUUAAGUCUUGCUUGCUAUAAGGGCUCUUCUGCACAUCUUUUAUACAAGGAGUGAGCUGCACAUUAUACUGCAGUAUUUUGGACUCUUCAGUGCAAUUUCAGAAUUUACUAUGAAAUGAACUGGUUAUCUAUUCUGACAACAGAUAAUGGUAUAAUUUAGACCUGUGGUCCCUGGGUACUGUAAGUAUUUUCAGUAUGUGAAUGUGUAAAGCUGCACACAUGUAAGCACUACUUUAUGGGUAUUUGUGUAUAGUUUAGCUGUUACAACUCUCUAACCAUGCACCCAAUUCAGUUCUUAUUCCAGGUACAAAGGGAUCAUCUUCUAGGCUCUGUCCUCAUUGUUAGUCUGCAGUCUAAAUGUCACACAGAGAGAUAAGUGUGAUUGUGAUCCGACUAAGUCAGUCCCACUGUUAGGAUGAGUCUACCCCAUCCAUAAGUAUGUCAGUGAAAUAUAUAUACAAUAAUAUAUAAACCAAAUGCAACUGUUUAUAUAAUAACAUGAUGUCUUUUCACAUUUUUGAGUGUCAUUAUAAAUCAGACCUCUGGAGAAUAAAGAAAGGGCUUAAGGUCUAUAGGGGUUAUAUUCUAACAGAAAGGCACAACUUUGCACACACUGUGAUGUGCACUAGAGACCUGCAUGGCUGUUAUUUUAGAUCCAGCCUUUACCCACUCAUCCUCAGCCCGACCUGAACUGGUUUACCUGACUUCUGAAGGUAGAAAGGUAAAAAAGGACCGCACAUGCUCACCGCUCUCCCCUCAAGUCAGGUGCUCCGUCCAACAGUGUCCCCACUGUAAACACGACAAAAACUCGAAAGCGUUAGCGUUGGCUAACCUAUGACUAAGGGAUAACUCCCGAAACGCGUUAGGUUUUUCCAGCAGGAAUUCCAAUAAACCCUAUUUUCAGAAGUGCCGUCUGCCUUUCGAGUUUUUACCUGACUUCUGAACCCUAUUGAUUUCCACCCAAUGGUACUUUUACAUUAGGAAGCUUCCAUGUUCAGCUGUUCCCCCUGCAAUGGGCGUCUGUAGGCCAUCUUACUGCAAGGGAUCAGUUACCCAUGAGCCAUCUGCACAGUGGGCAUAAAAAGUAUUCCAUGGUUACCCGACCCCAUGCAGGACUCUACUGUGUAACUCACACUGGAUUUUAUCUAGGCCAAUAUUCAGAGUACAGGCAGACUCAGGACCCUCAGUAUUCUUGCUCUUCUUUAUAAAUGCCCCAGUAUAUGUCCAGCCUGCAGCCUUCCAGCUAUAAUUGGUACUUGUCAUAAGAAUAUAAUCUAGCAGCAUUAAAUAUACAGUGGCAUUCAGAACAUGGUGCCUAUACAGUAUAUUUCCAAUAUGAACAGAGAAUGCACCAUUCAUGUUACAUUAAUAUAUGUGAAAUUAAUGUGUAAGAAAAUGAUAACUUUGCAAAUAUGUUCUCGGUCCAGGCUUAGGUUUGAUGAUAAGUUUUGUUUCCAAAUGAAAGGAAAAUGUUUACUUUUAAAUUUUUUUAAUAAAUCACUACCGUGUGUAUUUACUCUUUGCCAACUUCCAGCUGUGUAACUUGAAAGGCCCGAGCCCCCUACAAAAAACAAGGUAUUCAUAGUUCCCUUUCACUGCCCCAACUGCUCGGCUUUGUACGCGCUCGUUCCUUUGCAGAUGGUGUCUGGUGUAUUCUAGUGUCUCCACUAUUAAUGGCCUUUUAAUGUCUGAUCAUUUGUUUUACUUACAUUGGGAGACAAGGGCUAAUUACCCAGGAAUAUAUUUAUACCGUAUAGCUUUUAGGAUGUCAACAAUUUGAUCUGUUUAAUUCCUGUAUUAAAUGUUUCCGUUAUACUUA